This is a messenger RNA of Cataglyphis hispanica, 1811 nucleotides long. RefSeq names its product sodium channel protein Nach-like. The record is from RefSeq and is a predicted model, not a curated record. Gene Ontology annotation, biological process: sodium ion transmembrane transport. Gene Ontology annotation, cellular component: membrane. The transcript has 9 exons. The coding region runs from base 1 to 1461 and encodes 486 amino acids. Lineage: Eukaryota; Metazoa; Arthropoda; Insecta; Hymenoptera; Formicidae. Gene Ontology annotation, molecular function: ligand-gated sodium channel activity.
AUGAAGAAGAUCAGGACACAAAUUCGACACAAAGCAUCGUAUUCAAAAGUAGGAUGUUGGAAUAUCCUGAAAAAACAGGCCGCCGAAUUUUGUUCCAACACCGGAUUACACGGUUACAAAUACAUCAGUCAAACUCAACGUCCCAAAAUGGAGCGAAUUAUUUGGGUGAUAACGGUACUUACGUCACUGUGCUGUGCUCUCGUUUUAAUGAAAAUGGCUUGGAAUUAUUAUGCUACUCAUCCCACCCUGACAGUUAUCGAAUCAACGCAUCAUGGAAUUUGGAAUUAUCCAUUUCCUGCAAUAACAGUAUGCGAUAUUAAUCGGGUGUCUUACAACUUGACUAAGGAGUUCGUCAAAAAUUUAAGAACACCAUCUAAUCUCUCGAAAGAAUUUUUAAUUAGAGAAAUGCGAUUGAUGAACGAAUUGUUAAUACCGGGAAUAUUCGGAUAUGAUGUUCAGAAAAAUCUUACUCGCCUACAAGAUAUUAUAGAUGACAACAGUAUGUCCAUUCUUGAUGUAGCGAAAUUGAUUACACAAAACUGCAGUACCUUAUUGAGUAUAUGUAAGUGGAAUGGCAUAGUCGAUCAAUGUGACACAUACUUCAAGCAAACUUUAUCACGGGAUGGCUUAUGCUGCAGUUUUAAUUCUUACACUUUUCCAGAUACGAUACCGGAGAAAAUGAAGCGAUCUGCUGCCUGCGGAUUCGAGACUGGUAUGACUAUAAUAAUAAAUUCUGAUCCCAAUGAUUAUCAUGCUGCUCUAAUCGGAGCAUAUGGAAUAAAGGUUAUGAUACACCACUCGUUCAAUUAUCCAAAUUAUAAUGCCGAAAUUCAAUUAGUACGAUUAAAUAGUGAACAUUUUAUUAGUAUUAACCCCGCGGUAAUGUAUUCGAAACCUGAAGUGAAGAAUUUGGCCAUUUCUACACGAAAAUGCAUAUUUACUGAAGAAGCAGAUAAAAUACUAUAUGCGAAUGUCAAAGAGAGAAAUUUAACUUUCGCAAGAUAUUCAUAUCACAACUGCCUUGCAGAAUGUCGAGCUAGUAUUGCAAGAAAAAAAUGCGGUUGCAUUCCUUAUUACUUUCCACAAAAUAGUACCAGAGUAUGUAAUCUCAGGGAUAUCCAAUGCUUACAGAGACAUAAAUCGUUUUUUGAUACUUCAUGGCCAGAUAUGGAUCAAAGUAAUCAAAAACUACCAAACAAAAUAGAAAAUAUUAAAAAGGGACCUUGCGGAUGCAUACCCGAUUGCUCUCUAUAUCAAUAUCCUAUAGAAAGCUCUUUUGGAGCGCUUGAUCCUACUGUUUACUAUAGCGCUAAUGGUUUCUCAAAAUAUUCUCGUAACGGCAUCAACAUACGCAAUCAUAGUAUAAUACAUAUAUUCUUCAAUGAUUUAGUCGGCUUUCAGUAUCGACAAUCAGUUAAUUACAGUUGGCGUAAUUUGUUCGGUAAGAUAAUGCUUGUGUAAAGAAGAAGAAUAAUUACAUAAGAAUAAUAAUAUCUAUUAAUAUUUUUAGCAUCAUUCGGCGGUUUACUUGGAUUGUUUGCUGGUUUCAGCCUCAUGUCAAUCUUCGAAUUUCUAUAUUAUUUUGUAAUACGCAUGAUAAUUGAGGCAUACUUCAAUUCAAAAGAACACAGCAAUGUACAAUGACAGCAAUGUACAAUGUAUUAAUAAACUUGUACUAAUAAUACAUUUAGAAAUAAUUAAUAUUUAGAAGUAAUUGAUAAUAAUUAUAAUUGUUGUCAGUAAUUGAAAUAUCUUUUGCAUGAUUGCAAGAAAGACAUAUUUCAAUUACUACAUUGAAUCAUGCAAGAAAA